AGGCGGAUCGGGACGAUGUCUGGGGAAGUGCCUCCCAACAUCAAUAUCAAGGAGCCUCGAUGGAACCAAAGCACGUUCGUCGGCCGAGCCAAUCACUUCUUCACGGUCACGGACCCGAGGAACAUCCUUCUAACUAACGACCAGCUGGAGAACGCGAGGAAAGUGGUGCACGAUUACAGACAAGGAAUCGUUCCUGCUGGCCUCACGGAGAAUGAGUUGUGGAGGGCGAAGUACGUGUACGAUUCAGCUUUCCAUCCUGACACGGGCGAGAAGAUGAUCCUGAUAGGAAGGAUGUCGGCCCAGGUCCCAAUGAACAUGACCAUCACCGGCUGCAUGAUGACGUUCUACAGGACCACACCGGCUGUGCUUUUCUGGCAGUGGAUAAACCAGUCCUUCAAUGCCGUUGUCAACUACACCAAUAGAAGCGGAGAUGCUCCCCUCAGUGUAAAUGAGCUGGGGACGGCUUAUGUUUCUGCAACAACCGGUGCUGUAGCGACAGCCCUGGGACUCAAUGCCUUAACCAAGCGCGUCUCACCACUGAUAGGACGUUUUGUCCCCUUUGCUGCUGUUGCUGCUGCUAACUGCAUUAAUAUCCCACUAAUGAGGCAAAGGGAACUCAAAGUUGGUAUUCCUGUCACGGAUGAAAACGGCACCCGCUUGGGAGAAUCGACCAAUGCUGCAAAACAAGCCAUCACGCAGGUGGUCAUCUCCAGGAUCCUCAUGGCGGCCCCUGGCAUGGCCAUCCCCCCGUUUAUCAUGAACACAUUGGAAAAGAAAGCCUUCCUAAAGAGGUUCCCGUGGAUGAGCGCACCAAUUCAAGUCACGUUGGUUGGCUUUUGUUUGGUGUUCGCCACCCCCCUUUGCUGUGCUCUGUUUCCUCAGAAGAGUUCCAUGUCUGUGACAAGCUUGGAGGAUGAGUUGCAAGCCAGCAUCCAGAGGAGUCAUCCUGAAUUACAGCGCGUGUACUUUAACAAGGGCCUGUGAAGCCACGAUCAAGCCCUGGAGGCUCCGGCUGUCAUCUGUGGACCUCCCGAAGCCACAGCAGUGAGGAAAUCCCGUGUGACGGACACUCCCAGUUACAAAAGCCUCUAAAAGAUCUGCAUUAGAAUCAAGCUGCCCCUUGACACAGCCCCCAGUGCGGGUCAGGAGCCUGACAUUUGAAUCAUAUUGUAAUUUACAAACAUACCCUUCUGGUAGACUUUAAUGACAUCAUUUGUUCAAAGCUCUCACCUGGAGCUUUCUAAAGCACUGGUAGACACAGCUAGGUGCUCCGUAAACAUGGUUGUCAGUCAUUGGAAAGGUUACCUGUGCAAAUACCGAUUUCAUUUCCAUUUCUGCCGUGAACUGGGAAAUCCACCAAAGGUCUAAGACUAACUACACAAGCGUAAAUACCAAGGAAACUUUGUCUCUGGUUUGGCAGUGGACCAGUCCAAAGCAGAUGGUGAGGAGACUUGAGGUUCAGAGGGUAAACACUCCAUACACCUUCCUGAAGUCAGCCACAGAGCAGGGUAUGAAGCCGCCCCUGCAGCUGAGCAUGUGUUCGUGGUACUGGAUUCUCUUGGUUAACUUUCCAGUUUGUCUAAUGUUCUUAUGAAAUUACUAAUAUGACCUCAAAGGUAUUUAAGAAUCAUGAAUUUCCAUCAAAUAAUUAGCCGAAAUGCCCAAAUGCUAGGUUUAGGAGUAUAUUGGGUUUUUUUUAGGACCGUGAAACCAUAGUUCCCAGUCCCUAUCUGCCUCUCCCCUUGUGUGUGUGUUUCGGGAAGAUACAGAGACAAUACAUGAACAAGUCAGCAACAGUGAAUGUCCUGUUGCAUUCCACUCUGUUUGAAGACCCCGAAAUGACGGGGCAUGUCCACAUCUCUCUAGGGAUUUUACAUGCUAUCUGUUCAGUGUAGCUGAGGUCGUGUUGGAAGUCCAUAGAUGUUCCGUGUCAUAGACGAGCUACCUGUUACACUGAGUGUCAGUCAUUCCAAUUCAGAGGUUUGUAAGUGGAAAAAAAGGAGCUACCCAGUUUCUGUAGAUCCUUUUUCCCAGUAAUGUGUCCAGACUGAAUUUCCUCAUAAAGAAAAACUGGUGUGCCUUGUGUCUGUGUUUCUGUUUUCUCUGAAAGGAUGUAUGGAUCUGAAGCUCUCAGCCCUCCCCGUGCUGCUGGAAUCUUCUGUAGAGUUGAAUGCCAAGCCACUUGAAAUACAAUGGCUUCCUGUGACAUUCUGGCCUUGGAUGAGCCUUGUUGUCCUCGGUGCAUCUGUGUAUAUGGUGGGGAGAGCUUGGAGCUCAAGGCAGGGCUCACAAGGUGCUUACAGGACGUUUCCGCGGGAAGCUAAAGGCCUUGAGGUCCGCCCCACCCAGCUCAUCCCUGAGCCCUCACCCCAGUGCACACUCAGCUCUGAGAACGUGCAAACUCAGUAGCUAGUGGGGAGAAUGACACACUCACCCAAGUGGCAGCCCAGGUGUACCGAGGAAUGCAUAGUCGAUGUGGAGCUGGGCUCUUUUCGAUUUGUUUUUGAAGUUUCGGCCUCUUAAUGCUUUUGUAUAGGAAUACUCACUGUGUGGUUUAAUCAUGAUUAUUAAUCAUAAUUAUUAUAAAAAAAAAGAACAAAUGAGCGAAAAUUGGCAACCUUUGCUGGUCUUUUAAAAGCCUGUUUUUUUCUGAAGACACAGCCACACGAAGUGCAAUAAGGUUGUAAGGUGACUAGUUAACAUUUCUUCAAUGUGAGACAGCGUCGUGUGCGGCUGACUAGCAGCUAUCAGUAUUAGUGAGGUGUCCUGCCAAUGUCACAGCCAAUGUGUCAUUUCAGUUUAACUGGAUAAAAUGUCAAAUAAAUGCAGAAUGAAAAUAAACUCUCUUUUAUUUGCAUGCA
Molecule: messenger RNA, 2861 nt
Organism: Alexandromys fortis (reed vole)
Lineage: Eukaryota; Metazoa; Chordata; Mammalia; Rodentia; Cricetidae
Gene: Sfxn1
Product: sideroflexin 1
Exons: 11
Coding region: 16-984 (322 amino acids)
Biological process (GO): serine import into mitochondrion; monoatomic ion transport
Cellular component (GO): mitochondrial inner membrane
Molecular function (GO): monoatomic ion transmembrane transporter activity
Source: RefSeq, a predicted model, not a curated record